Molecule: messenger RNA, 649 nt
Organism: Clarias gariepinus (North African catfish)
Lineage: Eukaryota; Metazoa; Chordata; Actinopteri; Siluriformes; Clariidae
Gene: cep20
Product: centrosomal protein 20
Exons: 5
Coding region: 46-408 (120 amino acids)
Biological process (GO): microtubule anchoring; cilium assembly
Cellular component (GO): ciliary basal body; motile cilium; centrosome
Molecular function (GO): protein binding
Source: RefSeq, a predicted model, not a curated record
AGAGGUGUUUUAAUCAGAAAUCUGGCAACCCGAGUGAACACCAUCAUGGCGUCCGUCACUGAGCUGAAGAGCGCCCUAAAGGAGACAUUGGAGACGCGGGGUGUGCUCACACAGCUCAGAGCGAGGAUGAGGGCGGAGGUGUUCAGGGCGCUGGAUGAUGCGAGCGAGCCACGCCCCUCACCGAGCCGCGAGACACUCUUGAUUAACGAGCUGAUCCGCGAGUACCUCAGGUUCCACAAGUACCAUCACACUGAGUCUGUGCUCAUCACAGAGGCCGGACAGCAGGAUGUUCCUUUGGACCGAAAGUUCAUCGCCACUGAACUGAACAUCGUAGAGGAGCCGAGCGCCAGGACACUUCCUUUGCUGUAUGGAGUCAUCUCUCACUUCCUGAAAGAGGAUGAAGCAUGAUAGACAGAGCCGGAGAUGUUGCAUUAUCCCCAGGAAGUUGCAUUACAACAGGAUGUCACAACACUGUUAAAUGAUUAUUGUUUAUACCAUCAAUUGUACCGAAGGCUCUGUGUGUGUGUGUGUGUGUGUGUGUGUGUGUGUGUGUGUGUGUGUGUGUGUGAGAGAGAGAGAGAGAGUGACACUCUGCGUUUGGGUGUGUGAUUUUUCUAAACAUUCAUAAAAAUUAAACAUUUUUAUCUUU